This is a messenger RNA of Anarrhichthys ocellatus (wolf-eel), 6591 nucleotides long. RefSeq names its product adhesion G protein-coupled receptor A3 (gene adgra3). Gene Ontology annotation, molecular function: G protein-coupled receptor activity; protein binding. Gene Ontology annotation, biological process: cell surface receptor signaling pathway; G protein-coupled receptor signaling pathway. Lineage: Eukaryota; Metazoa; Chordata; Actinopteri; Perciformes; Anarhichadidae. Gene Ontology annotation, cellular component: external side of plasma membrane; plasma membrane. The record is from RefSeq and is a predicted model, not a curated record. The transcript has 19 exons. The coding region runs from base 816 to 4889 and encodes 1357 amino acids.
UGGAGCCCGGGGCAGAGCCAUGGGAGGAGGACUUCUCAAUGGACAGAGAACUGGUGUUGAAUACUUUUUCAUAAACUCAGUGGAACUAGAAAAACAGACGCAACAAGCCGCUUAAGUAAUAAUUUUUUCUGCGAUGUAGAACUUUGACUUUGUUUCCCGAGCAUUAGCAGCACAGGAGUGAGCUGAGGAGUGUUGUAGCGCUCGUGAGUGUUUUAUUUGGGAGUAAUUUCCUGUCGCUCCCUGGAAAAAAAGGGGAAAGUUUACCCGUUGUUGUUGUUGAGAUAUUUAUGUAAUUAGCAAUUAAAGCGGGGGUAUAAAAAAAGGGGGAAAAAGCCUGGGCGUGUUGCCCAAAGUUAGUGCGGAUAACCUGGGACUACUGCAGCCGCCUCCCCGUGGACAAGACACCACUAAGCUGGACCCACGCUCUGGACAACAAAGAAAAACCUCUCAACAACCGGACAAGUUAUUUAAUAACCAGCGAGCACACCCAGCAUUUGGAAAACUGCGGAUUCGUGGAGUUGCAGGAAACGGAACAGCACGCUGGGAUGGAAAGGGAAUUAUGAAUGAGUGGUUUGGCAAACAAAGGAGGACACCUCUGUCGGACUGAACACCGCCGAGCAACGGGAAAAGCCCGAAGAGAAAUGGAGGAGGAGAGCUCGCUUGAGCCAAACAACACACUGGCAAAGGUUUCAUUUUUGUCUUUAACGCGGUCCUUUUCAUAACAAGGCCGCUCACUGUCUCCCCGUUUCAGUAUCAAAACAUUAUUUCCCCCAUUUUUCGCCGAUGCCGCAGUGGUUUUCUGGUCGCGUGUGAAAAUGAGGGUGGAUCUGCUGCAGUUGUUUGUGCUCGUGGUGCUCGGCGGUUCGGCGGUGUCAUUUGAUUGCAAAUCAUAUGAUGAGCGCCCGAAAAGCGUUGGGAAAAGCCUGCCCCCCGACAGGAAAGUGGUGUGCAGCAACAUGGAGCUCCAUCAGGUGUUACCCCCGGACUCCUUCCCCAACAGGACAGUCACGCUAAUCUUGAACAACAAUAACAUUCAAGAACUCAGAAAUGGGUCCUUCAUUGGAUUGUCUACACUUGAAAAAUUGGACCUGCGGAGUAACCCGAUCAGUCAUAUUGAACCAGGCGCUUUCCUCGGAUUGCCAGCACUCAAAAAACUGGACUUGUCCAACAACAGCAUCGGCUGCCUCAACGUGGACAUCUUCAAGGGUCUCACCAGUCUGAUCAGACUAAACCUUUCAGGGAACAUGUUCUCUUCAUUGGCCCAGGGGAUCUUUGACAGCUUGGUGUCUCUGAAGUCUUUGGAGUUUCAGACGCCUUACCUGCUGUGUGACUGCAACCUCCUGUGGCUGCUGCGUUGGAUCAAAGAGAAGAACAUCGCGGUCAAGAACACCAAGUGCUCCUUCCCCCAGUCUCUCCAGGGCCAGCUCAUUACCUCCAUCAAGCUGGAGCUCAUCACCUGUGAUGCUCCACUCGAGCUGCCCUCAUUCCAGCUGACUCCGUCCCAGCGUCAGGUCGUCUUCCAGGGGGACAGCCUGCCGUUCCAGUGUCAGGCUUCCUUCGUGGUCGAGGACAUGCAGGUGCUGUGGUACCAGAACGGCCGCAUGGUCAAGUCCGACGCCGCCCAAGGCAUCUUCAUCGAAAAGCACAUGGUGCAGAACUGCUCGCUCAUUGCUAGCGCCUUGACCAUCUCAAACAUCCAGCCUGGUUUCACCGGGAACUGGGAGUGCCGGGUCAGGACAAGCAGGGGCAACACCACCAGGACCGUCCACAUUGUUGUGUUGGAGAGUUCCGCUGAGUACUGUGCUCCUGAACGCAUCUCCAACAACAAGGGAGAGUUCAAGUGGCCGCGCACCCUGGCAGGGAUCAGAGCCUACCUCCCCUGCAACAGACUGCCGUCGAGCGCCGGCAUCUACUCGGGCGGCUCGGCCGAAGAGCAGCGGGCGUGGCGCUACUGUGAUCGCAAGGGGCUGUGGACGGAGGACUACUACUCCCGCUGCCAGUUCCAGAACGAUGUCACGCGGUUUCUAUACGUCAUUAACCAGAUGCCUCUGAAUGAGAGCAAUGUGGUGGCCAGGGCUGGGCGCCUGUUGGUGUGCACGAUCGAUGCUGCCAACUUCUCAGACAAGAUGGACAUCAUCUUCGUGGCCGAGAUGAUUGAGAAGUUCGGCGUGUUUGUUGAGAAGUUUAAAGACCUGGGUGAGGUGAUGAUAAGCAUGGCCAGUAACUUGAUGCUGGCCGACGAGAGGGUGCUCUGGAUGGCUCAGCGUGAGGCCAUGGCCUGCUCCCGCAUCGUCGCCUGCCUCCAGAGGAUUGCUGUUUACCGUCUGGCCACAGUACAAGUCUUCUCCCUGACGUCCCCCAACAUAGCACUGGAGGCUCACAUUGUCAGAGCCAACGACUGGAAUGGGAUGACCUGCAUGUUGUUCCAGAGGUCCAGCCCUGAGCGCACACCCGGACAGGACCGCCAACUCGCCUUCAAAUGCAACACAACCAGCUCCUUCUCCAGCAUCCUUCACAAGAGCCCCAUUGUGGAGGCGUCCCUGCAGCUUCCUCAGUCUCUCUUUACCCAUGCUGCGCUCCCCGGGCAGGCAGAGGACAUGGUCUACAAGCUCCAUCUUCUGGGCCUCCGCAAUGGCAAGUUUUUUCCCUCCACCAGCAACUCCUCCCAACUGGCUGAUGGUGGGAAGAGGAGGAGUGUUGCCGCCCCGGUAAUCAUGGCCAAGAUAGAGGGCAUGUCCCUGCGUGUCCUGAGGACGCCCGUUAACAUCACCCUGCGGCGGUUUGCCCGCGGCUCAGAUGCUGUGUCCGCCCGCUGGAACUUCAGCCUGGUGGGAGGCCACGGAGGAUGGCAAAGCGACGGCUGCCGCAUUCUGAGCCAUCACGACAACUUCACCACCAUAUCGUGCAACUCUCUGGGGAACUAUGGUCUGCUGAUGGACCUCAGCAGUGCGGAGUACCUCUCUCCAAGCAUCCAGCCCCUGCACCCAGUCAUCUAUACCACUACUAUCAUACUUCUUAUCAGCCUGCUCACCAUUAUUAUCAGCUACGUCUACCACCACAGGUCUGUCCGUGUGAGCCGCAAGUUCUGGCACAUGCUGGUCAACCUCUGCUUCCACAUCUCCCUCACCUGCGGAGUCUUUGUCGGCGGCAUUAAUCAAACGCGAUAUGCAAGCGUGUGCCAAGCAGUGGGCAUCCUGCUGCACUAUUCCACUCUGGCUACGACUCUGUGGGUGGGGGUGACUGCACGCAACAUUUACAAACAGGUGACGCGCAAGCCCAAGCGCUACGAAGAGCUGGACGAACCUCCACCACCACCGCGGCCUAUGCUCAGGUUCUACUUAAUCGGCGGAGGGAUACCCAUCAUUGUCUGUGGGAUCACUGCAGCAGCUAACAUCAAAAACUACGGCAGCCGGACCAAUGCACCAUAUUGCUGGAUGUCUUGGGAGCCCAGUAUCGGGGCUUUUUAUGGUCCAGUGGGAUUCAUCAUCUUCGUGGACUGCAUGUACUUCCUCAGCAUCCUGCUGCAGCUGCGCCGCCACCCCGAUCGCCGUUAUGAGCUCAAGGAGCCGAGCGAAGAGCAGCAGCAUCUGGCUCCAGCCAACGGGGAGGCCGGGUCAGAUGGUCCCAGCAGCCCCUGCCACCCCCUCACUCUCCAGCUCCAGCCUCACGAGGCUUCGUCCUCCGUAGCGUCCGCUCCCCACCCUGUGCCCCUGUCGGCCCUGGAGAACGAGCACACCUUCGCCGCCCAGCUGAUGGGUGCAGCGGGGGCGUUGGGGCUGUAUGCGGCCCUCUGGGUGUUCGGGGCCAUGGCUGUAUCCCAGGACCACCCCUAUGACUUAGCUUUCACCUGCCUGUUUGGGGUGGCCGCACUGGCACUGGGCGCGUUCAUGGUGGCGCAUCACUUUGUCAACAGGCAGGACAUGAGGCGCUAUUGGUCCCAGGCCUGUUGCUCCGGGAGACGAGCCUACUCCGAACAGGAGGAUGCUCUUCUGCCUCAGCCAGGCGUGGCAAUGACAUCCACAGCAGGAUCAGCUAGCAAGGCGGAUGGGGAGUCAACGAAGUGCGGCCAGAGCAGCGCAGACUCUUCUUACACAAAUAAGAGCGCGCCGAGCAUGCGUAACUCCGCCCACGGCAGCAAGCUGACCAAUCUGCAUGCAGAGGCAGCUCAGUGCAAGUCCGCCCCGGCGCUGGCGACCGCCAACGGUGCAGCUGUUUUGGACAACAGCCUGACGGAACAUUCACUAGACAAUGAAAUCAAAAUGCACGUAGCGCCAGUCGAGGUGCAGUUCCGCCCGGUGAACAACAUCAACAAUCCGGUGGCGGCCACCAACGGACACGCGAGCAGGCACCACAAAAACAGAGCGCGGGCGCACAGGGCGAGUCGGCUAACGGUGUUGCGAGAGUACGCCUACGACGUCCCCACCAGCGUGGAGGGCAGCGUGCAGGGCAGCGUGCAGAGCGCCCCCCACAGGCGGCACCACCAUUACGACAUAGCGGCACGCAAUAGCCGUCGGGCAGCAUACAUGGCUUACAGAGAGCGGCAUCAGAGCCAGCUGCAGCAGGACAGCAGUGACAGCGCGAGCCUGCCGCGCCGCCCCCGCGCCGCAGAUAAAGGAGGCGGCAGCAGCACCCUGGGGAACGGGACGGUGGUGACUGAGGAGGCCGAGUGCGUGGCUACCGCUGCUGGGUCAUGCUCAAGUAAAGACUCCGGUCCUGUACAGCAGACAAGCGGCACAGAACUAGACAGCCAACCCAAGUCCUAUGGGCUCAACCUUGUCACUCAAACCGGUGGCACAGUUAAAGAAAACGGCCAUGCAGUGCCUUUAAUUAACACGGAGAGUGCAGCCAGUGUAAAGACUGGCUUGUGGAAACAUGAAACUACUGUGUAGCGAGCGUUUCCGUCCCACAGCCUGCAUUGUGAGGUGCUCUCACCUUUUUAAACUGUGAAGUGUCUCUUUUUUUUAGUUUUCCGAUUGUACAUUUAUUUUAUGAACAAUCAAAUCAUUACUGCCACUGAACUAUCUUUGUCAAUAUGUUUUUAUUGUAAAUGGUCUAUUUUUAUAACUUUUUCAGAGUUCUGUACUGCACGGUCUGAGCUGUGGCCCGAUGCGUACCCUUACCCCGGCACUCCCCCCCCCCCAGUUUCUAGUUUGUCCCAACAAUAAUAAAACAAAAGUUCUGGUUACCAAAUUGUGAAAGCUUUAAUUCUUGUGAUAACACCGACCAUCUCCUCUUGGGUCUGCAGCCAGUGCAAAGGUGAGCCAUGGCGGUUUUGUUUCCAAGAGUUACUCUCACUGACUAUGUAUGACAAGCUGGUAAUUGGGUUUUUCACCGACCUUCAGCUGGCCUCGGGUUCCCCAGCUUUAAUUGCAACUAGCUGGUGGCUUUGGGCUCUGUAGGUGUUUUCUCCCUGCCUGCUGGCAGAUUUGAUGAGUGCACUUGUACACCUUGGGUUCCUGCUGACUUGAUGCCCGGGCUGAGACUGACAGCCGACUCACAGAGCAGCUGCCAUGAGAAGAAAGAAUAAUGAGAAGAGUGUAUUCCUCCUUUUCCAUCCUCCGACUCCUCCACAGCCUGAACUAGAGUCCCGCUCACAGCUUGACAUUGCUGUUGGCCAGAGAGCGUAUCGUAUGAUUUGACUGCUGAGCAUUAGAUGGAGUCGUAUGAAUGUAUCUGACAUGGUGGUUGUGUCGGCAACAGCCACGGGCCAUUCAAGUCUGAUGUUGAAUCAGGUCUCUGAUUUUGUAAGGGGGAUUCAGACAUUUUUAAUAAGUAGGGCAAGUACCGUGAAAUUAUUUUCAUAAACUCCAUGGAAUUUCCAAUAUUAUGAAAUAAGGCAAUUACUACCUACUUAAAGUGAUAUUCACGUCUUCUCACAGCAUGCCACUGACAACCAUCUUGAAAUGUGGGAGGUCGUGCUGCAAAAAUAUGCCCGUAAUUUUCCACAUUUAAGAAGUGAUGAGUGGUCAUCGCCUAUUGAUCGACUUGUCAGUGGCAGAAGACGCGGCGAGCUGGCACGGCUCCAAUAGCUCCCGGUUUUCAUUAAUGGCAUAUUAAUAAAAGACACAUUUCACUCAGGCAAAGAUAUAUCGCCCAGCCAUCUUGGAUGUGACAAAUUAUAAUAAGACUUCUGAAUAAUGUAGCGAGCAGUUACGCCUUGAUUCGUCGGAGCCUCGCUGAUUCCCUCGAGGCAUGAAAGAGUGAUCUCCAAAUAAUUGCCACGGUUCUGUAGCGUUGCCGUCUGUUCUAAAGUUCAUCAUAGGGCGUCAGCGAGGCAGAAAUGACAAUCGGAGGAUGUUUGUGCUGUGAGGGGGGAAAAAAGCUCAUCGGGGCAAAUCAAAUGAUGGUAUCUCUGCUUCAAGAUCACAGGGACACCUUGGGCAGAAAUCAAUAAUAAAUUAAGAUAAAACAAAUUGAGUUAUUCAGAUCUUUUCUUAGUCCCAGUCAGAAGUCUGAGGGUCAGACAUAAUACAUCAGAGAGUCGUAUUCAAACACCCAAAGCAUCAGCUUCUGAUAAACGGUCUAUUUUCAGAUAAAGUGAUGAUCCCUCCGUGAAGUCUCUCUUCCAGCCAGUUUCCACUUAGUGCGCUC